AACAACAGUUAUUUUCCUCGACUACCGCCGAGCUGAGCUACCACUAGUCCACCACCAUCCCCUCCUACUUCACAGUCCACUGCCUCGCUCCCCUCCCACUCCACUCCGCUCCGCCCCACCUUCAGAAAAUCUAGAGAGCAUCUCAUUGCACAUGGUCACUCCAUAGCACCCCAAGCUCCCGCGACCACCCACGGGGGCACCGACAACAAUGGCGGUGGGCAGCGGCCUGGCCCUGUACCACAUCCUCGGCGUGGCCACCUGCGUGGCGCUGCUCUACUUCUCCUUCGGCGAGGUGGACCUUCGCCACCUCUCCCUCCCGUCCGUGCCCGCCGGCUCUUCCUCCCGCGCGGCCAUGGCAGCGCCCUUCGUGGAGCGGCGCGGCGCGCGGCUGUUUCUGGACGGCCGGCCGUUCUACGUGAACGGGUGGAACUCCUACUGGCUCAUGGACCAGGCCGUGGAGCCGCGCACCCGGAACCGCGUGGACCGCAUGUUCCGCGCCGCCGCCGAGAUGGGCCUCACCGUGUGCCGCACCUGGGCCUUCAACGACGGCGCCUACAACGCCCUCCAGCUCGCCCCCGGCCGCUUCGACGAGCGCGUCUUCAAGGCGCUGGACCGGGUGGUCGCAGAGGCGGGGCGGCACGGGGUGCGGCUGAUCUUGAGCCUGGCGAACAACCUGGAGGCGUACGGCGGGAAGACGCAGUACGUGCGGUGGGCGUGGGAGGAGGGCGUCGGCCUCUCCGCCUCCAACGACUCCUUCUUCUUCGACCCUGCCAUUCGCGACUACUUCAAAGUCUACCUCAAGACGCUGCUGACGAGGAAGAACCACUUGACAGGGGUGGAGUACAGGGACGACCCCUCCAUCCUCGCGUGGGAGCUGAUGAACGAGCCCAGGUGCAACACGGACCCGUCCGGCGACACGCUGCAGCGUUGGAUGGAGGAGAUGGCGGCGUACGUGAAAUCGAUCGACAAGAGGCAUCUGCUCACCGUCGGCACCGAGGGGUUCUAUGGCCCGACGAGCCCCCAGGGCAAGGUGAGCGUCAAUCCGGGGUAUUGGCACGGCAAUUACGGUUCGGACUUCAUUCGCAACGCCAACAUUUCAGACAUCGACUUCGCUUCCAUCCAUCUAUACCCUGACAACUGGCUGCCGCACGCCAAGCUCGAUGGGAAGCUCAAGUUCGUGACCCAGUGGAUCACCUCCCACGUUGAGGACGGGGACAAGGAGCUGGGCAAGCCCGUCCUCACCACCGAGUUCGGCCUGUCGCACGGUGUCCAGGGCUUCGACCACUCGCACCGGGACGUCUUCUACAAGGCCGUCUUCGACAUCGUCUACGAGUCGGCCAUCCGGGGCGGCGCCGGCGCCGGUGCCUUCGUGUGGCAGCUCGCCGUGGAGGGCAUGGAGGAGUUCCACGACGACUUCGCGGUCGUGCCCAGCGAGAGGCCGUCACUGUACAGGCUGAUCAAGGCGCAGUCGUGCAGGCUGGCGAAGCUGAGGCACGGUGAGGGAGACGAGGCGAAGCGGACGCUGUCGGUGUGUGCCGGUUUGCUGUAGGGAAUGAAUGGUGCAGGCUAAGCCAUCCAUUGUCUCGAGCUUGGUUGUGUUGCGCCCAGGUCGAGCUGUUUCGUUUUUUCUGUCCUCCGAAUCGAGCGAGUGGUGAAGUGUCACAAGAGAUCAGUACGAAAUGAAUAGAAAGCACAAAAAAAAAAUGUGUUUGUCUCGUCAGGCUUGGUGAUGCUGCCGGUAGAUUCGUUUGUCGCUACCCGCCAACGCCUGCAGAAUUGCAGAUCCGCAUAGCUAACCUACCGUUUCCUUCUUGUGCUGUACUGUACCGUAGAUGCCCUUGACCUAUGAUAUGUAAAGUCGUCGAGUGGCAGAAUCCAAUGGUAUCGUCCUAUACUGUA
Molecule: messenger RNA, 1899 nt
Organism: Phragmites australis (common reed)
Lineage: Eukaryota; Viridiplantae; Streptophyta; Magnoliopsida; Poales; Poaceae
Product: mannan endo-1,4-beta-mannosidase 2-like
Exons: 5
Coding region: 209-1549 (446 amino acids)
Biological process (GO): carbohydrate metabolic process
Molecular function (GO): hydrolase activity, hydrolyzing O-glycosyl compounds
Source: RefSeq, a predicted model, not a curated record